AUGCUCCCUCUACGUCAAUUGCAUUGGGGAUUGUUUUCAAAAGCUUCUACGGGAAAUUUACCCCGGUUAAAACAGUCAUUGCGGCUUUCUUUCUCUCAGCAACAAUCUCUGCACUCCGCCCACCAACUUCCCGAUUUCCCAAUCCUCGUUAGCGAUACCUCCGCCGAACACCAGAUCUACCAAUCCCUCACCACUGACCCGUAUAUCAACCUCUCAAUUGAGAAUUACCUUUAUAAAAAUACGCCCAAUGGAUCGAAAAUCCUUUUUCUCUACGUAAAUCGUCCCACCGUCGUUAUUGGCAGAAAUCAGAAUCCAUGGCUUGAGACGAAUUUACACCUUCUCGAUCGGCGAGGAAGCUUGGAACGUGACACGAUAUACUCGGGACCUCCGAUUACAUUGUUACGGCGAAAAUCCGGCGGCGGAACCGUAUUUCACGAUGAAGGGAACCUGAACUUCAGCGUAAUAUGCCCCAAGCCAAUUUUCCAUCGCGAUAAGCACGCUGAGAUGGUUGUUCGAGCUCUACACAAACUGGGAGCAGCCAAUACAAGUGUCAACGCCCGGCAUGAUAUUGUCAUGAGUCAGGGUACUUCGUAUCAACCACCUGCAAGGGAAGUUGUUAAGGUCAGUAUGAAUGAUGCCGAGAGUCCGCCUGUGGAGAAAACGCCUCGCGCCGUCAAGAUUUCCGGUUCAGCGUAUAAGCUGUCGAGCUUUCGAGCAUUACACCAUGGGACGUGUCUAAUUGAGUCCCCAAAUCUCAAUGCGAUUGGAUCCUUUUUGAGAUCCCCUGCACGGCCGUAUUUGCGAGCGAAGGGGGUUGAGAGUGUCAGGUCUCCGAUUGGCAAUGUAUGCUCUUCUCUCGGUGGCCGGACGGGAGCGAAUCUCAUGCAGUCUUUGGUCGCCGGCAUCAUGGAGGAGUUCGCUUUGAUGUACAACGUGGAAGCGGAUGCAUUGUUCAGCGCCCAGGAUCUUCAUAACGAACCGGGUUUUCGAUCGGGUAGUAAUUGGACCGUCGGCGCCUUCACGAAUAAUACCGUGGUUGGUGUCGAAGAAAUCGAAGAAAAUAUUCGUGAAUUUCAGGUACGUCGCUUACCGCAUGGCGUAUUGCAUUCUAGGCCAGGGCUAAAAAGCGAGUUUCAGUCGUUGGACUGGACAUACAACCAAUGCCCGCAGUUCACGUUUUCUACUCGACCGACAGAGGACGAUCCGCGCCCAAGACCGGUUCCACCGCCCCAUCUCCAUCCUUCUGUACGUGUAUCUUCCGAAAACCUCCCAUACAAAUCAUACCAUAACCAAGCCUCUCUUACUAACGCCGGCCUAAUGCUGGUCUUCCCCCAGACCCAUGUAUUUCUCCGCCUGAAAUCGGGGAAGAUAGUCGAGUCUCACAUCUCCAUGUCCGCUGAUCCAGAGGCCGCUCAGGCUCAGUCUUACCGGGUCCACGAAAUCCUUCGCGACCGCGCUCUCCACGAGAUUUCAGACUGGGCACCGAUCCUCACGCGCGUCGCCGAUGCAUUCGACUGUGCACAGGAUGCAUUCAAUCUGGCCGGAUGGUUGAACAGUAAGCUUGGGCGGUGUUCUAACUUCUAA
Molecule: messenger RNA, 1584 nt
Organism: Ophidiomyces ophidiicola
Lineage: Eukaryota; Fungi; Ascomycota; Eurotiomycetes; Onygenales; Onygenaceae
Exons: 1
Coding region: 1-1584 (527 amino acids)
Biological process (GO): protein lipoylation
Cellular component (GO): cytoplasm; mitochondrion
Molecular function (GO): lipoyltransferase activity
Source: RefSeq, a predicted model, not a curated record